AUGGCUUCCUGUGAUACCAUCGACAAGCAGAAGUCGUAUCUCAGGAUUCUCAAGAGCGAGCUCUCGGGCAACAAAGACGUCUUCACCCGGGUGUACAAGUACACAUUCACCAUCGCCAAGACUGCGGACCAGAGGGCUGUUCCACUCGAGAUGGCCACCGUGUACUGGGAGUUGCUCUUCAGUUCGCCCUUGUCUGCUGUUCAGUGGUCAAGUCCCAACACUCCGUGGCUUACUUGGUGGACUGAGUUCCUCAAUACGUCGUGGAAGAAGAGCGUCAACAAGGACAUGUGGAACGAGACACUCAAGUUCGCGCAGCUCUCGCUGGAAGAUGAGACCAUGGGCUUCUGGAACGAGGAGUCUUCAUGGCCGUCUGUCAUUGACGACUUUGUCGAGUUCGUCAAGAAGGAGAAGCGGGGUGACACGGGAGAGCAGCCGAUGGACGAAGACUACUAUUGA
Messenger RNA from Alternaria hordeiaustralica, 456 nucleotides. RefSeq lists its product as uncharacterized. Bases 1 to 456 code for a protein of 151 amino acids. The record is from RefSeq and is a predicted model, not a curated record. Gene Ontology annotation, biological process: positive regulation of ubiquitin-protein transferase activity; protein neddylation. The transcript is spliced from 2 exons. Gene Ontology annotation, cellular component: ubiquitin ligase complex. NCBI's taxonomy places the organism in Eukaryota, Fungi, Ascomycota, Dothideomycetes, Pleosporales, Pleosporaceae. Gene Ontology annotation, molecular function: cullin family protein binding; ubiquitin-like protein binding; ubiquitin conjugating enzyme binding.